AUGAUAAGAAGAUUCACAACACAAAUCUAUAGAUCGUCGCCAAUGGUGAAGAAAGCAGUACUUAUAGGGAUCAAUUACCCUGGAACCGAAGGAGAGCUACGUGGCUGCGUCAAUGACGUCAAGCGAAUGCACAAAUGCCUCAUCGAACGGUUCGGAUUCUCAGAUGAGAACAUCACUCAGCUGAUCGAUACAGACAUGUCCAAAAUCCAACCUACUGGCAAGAACAUACGACAGGCUCUGUCGGAACUUGUCGGAUCAGCUACUUCCGGCGAUGUUCUCUUCGUUCAUUACAGUGGACACGGCGUGAGGUUGCCGCCGGAGACUGACGAAGACGACGAUACUGGUUUCGAUGAGUGUAUUGUUCCCUGCGAUAUGAAUAACAUCACUGAUGAUGAAAUCAGAGAGAUUGUUGAUAAAGUGCCUAACAACUGUUCCAUUACAAUAGUCUCGGACUCUUGUCAUAGUGGUGGUCUCAUUGAGAAGGUCAAGGAGCAGAUCGGAGACAGUACGAAGAAAGGAGAAGCAAAGACUAAAGAGAUUGAACAAGAAGAUGAGAGGAAGAACAAAGCCGAUGUCAUAAACAGAUCUCUGCCUUUGCAGAGUAUGAUCAACAUGCUAAAGCAAGAAACAGGGAAAGAUGAUAUAGAAGUUGGGAAUAUAAGAACGAGUCUUUACGAUGCGUUUGGAGAAGAUGCAUCUCCGAAAGUGAAGAAGGAGUUAAUGAAUCUGCAAGAAACCCAAGGACUAGGUUUGGUAUUGAAGGAACAAGUCGUGAUCAAGAAAGACAAUGGUAUAUUGCUUAGUGGAUGUCAGACUGAUCAAACUUCAGGAGAUGUACGAACCAACGGAAAAGCCUAUGGAGCAUUCAGCGAUGCGAUACAGAUCAUACUCUCUGAGACAAACGGUAAGAUCACAAACAAAGAACUUGUUUUAGGUGUUAGAGAGUAUCUUGAGUAUGAAUGUUAUCCUCAAAAACCAGGGCUGUAUUGCAGCGAUAGUUAUCUGAAUGCUCCAUUCAUAUGUUGA
Thlaspi arvense is the source of this 1026-nucleotide messenger RNA. NCBI's taxonomy places the organism in Eukaryota, Viridiplantae, Streptophyta, Magnoliopsida, Brassicales, Brassicaceae. The record is from the annotation of a GenBank genome assembly.